AUGGCUCUUGGAUUCCACCAACUUGUGCUAAGAAUGCGAUUUGAUAACUCCAUCAUCCCAAACUUCAACUCCUUCAAGGAAUUCACUGGAUGCGACGAUGAUCAGGUGCUUUUAGCAUACAAGAACGAUUCUAUCAUCCUUACGCGUAAAUUUCAAUCCGUUUUUGCUCCUAAUCUUGCAAUCUUGAAAGAAUCCGGCGUGCCUGAAUCAACUAUUAUUGUUGAACUUGUCCUUCACCCAAGAAUCUUUUCAGUCAAGCCUGAUAAGUUCAGAGGAAUAGUUGAAGAAGUAAAGAAACUGGGAUUUGAUCCUUCAAAACGUAGUUUCCUUACAGCUGUUCAAGCAUUCUUACAGCUUAGCAAAUCGACAUGGGAAAGGAAGAUCGAUCUUCUUAAACAAUGGGGUUGGUCUAAUGAAGAAGUUGUUUCAGCUUUCGAGAAGUAUCCGAAAACCAUGAUGUUUUCAGAGCAGAAGAUCAGUGCGAUAAUGAGCCUUUUUGUCGACAAAAUGGGAUGGAAAUCGUCGUACAUUGCUAAGCGUCCGGUUCUUCUUGCGUAUAACUUGGAGAGGAGAAUUAUCCCCAGGUGUUUGGUUCUUCAAGCUUUGUUAUCCAAAGGUUUGAUCCAGAAAUUCAGUCUUAAUUUUCUGGUGGAGUCUACUGAAAAGAAAUUCCUUCAAAGGUUUGUCAUCCCUUAUAAAGAUCCUUAUUUACUGAAACCAUAUGAGCAAAAGUUAGGCCUUCCAGAAUAA
Molecule: messenger RNA, 750 nt
Organism: Gossypium raimondii (Peruvian cotton)
Lineage: Eukaryota; Viridiplantae; Streptophyta; Magnoliopsida; Malvales; Malvaceae
Exons: 2
Coding region: 1-750 (249 amino acids)
Biological process (GO): chloroplast organization; regulation of DNA-templated transcription
Cellular component (GO): chloroplast
Molecular function (GO): double-stranded DNA binding
Source: RefSeq, a predicted model, not a curated record